Molecule: messenger RNA, 3445 nt
Organism: Vicia villosa (hairy vetch)
Lineage: Eukaryota; Viridiplantae; Streptophyta; Magnoliopsida; Fabales; Fabaceae
Exons: 5
Coding region: 1-3381 (1126 amino acids)
Molecular function (GO): zinc ion binding
Source: RefSeq, a predicted model, not a curated record
AUGGGGUUAUUUAAGGUUGUCUUUUUUACCAAUGGCAAAUUUGUAAGAGAUGAAGGGGUAUCAUAUGAAGGGGGCGAUGUUUUUGCUAUAGCUGGUCAGGACCCAGAUUUCUGGUCAUAUUUUGAAGCAUGUGAUUUACUUAAGUCUUUGGAUGCUUCAUUUAUAAAGGAAGAUGUGAAAAUGUGGUGGAAGUCCGAACAUGGCUCACUUGAAAAUGAUCUAAAACCACUUGUUAAUGAUGAGGAUGCAACAUUGUUAGCUAUGUGUGCUGAGGAGACAAAGUCUGAUAUUGAGAUAUAUACUGAGCCAAAAGACAAUGUUAAUUCAGAAGAUAGUGAAGAUAGUGAAUCAAGUGAAGACUCUUUGGAUGGCAUACAUUUUGAAGAUAGUGAAGAGGAGAGGAUGAAUGAUAAUGAUGAAGAUGUAGGUGAAGAGAUCAACAAUUCUGGUGCAGGUGGAGUGGAAGAUGGUGCAGGUGGAGUAGAAGAUGGUGCAGGUGGAAUAGAAAAUGGUGCAGGUGGAGCAGAAAGUGGUGCAGGUGGUAUACAUACAGGAAUGAUGACAGCAGAGAUGGAAAGGGAAUACAUAAUUGAUGAUGACUACUUAACAGAUGAGCUUGAUAGUGGGGCAGAUGAUGAUAGUGAUGGUGGUAGGCCUUCAGUGGCUGUACUGGAACACAAUGUGUUGAAUGGGAGGGAAGUUAAGUUUGCCAAAAAUGAUGGGGAAAGGUGCAGGGUUAUUUGUAAGAAUAAACAACAAUGUGGUUACACUGUUUUAUGCAGUAGAGUGUUGAGAACUGAAUCAUUCAGGAUUAAGACUUUAAUUCAGAAGCACAAAUGUGGAAGGAAGUUCUUCAACAAGAAUGCUAAUGCUGAUUGGGUGUCUAGAAUAAUUGUGGACAAGUUGAAGAACAAUUCAGGUAUGAAAUUGAAUGAGAUUGUUUCUGAUGUUAGAUUGAGGUUUGCCACAGAAAUUACUGGAUGUAGGGCUUUCAAAGCAAGGCAAAUAGCUAGAAGGGUUGUUGAAGGUGACUCAGCCAAGCAGUACACUAUGUUAUGGUCAUAUGGAGCUGAAUUGAGAAGGGCAUGUAUAGGUAAUACAUUUAAGUUGAACAUUUCUGGUUUGCCACCUAAGUUUGAAAGGUGCUACAUGUGCUUUGAUGGUACAAAGAGAGCAUUCAAGAAUGGUUGUAGACCUUUCAUAGGAUUGGAUGGUUGUCACUUAAAGAACAAAUAUGGUGGAAUAUUGUUGAUAGCUGUCAGUAGGGAUGCUAAUGAUCAGUAUCUUCCACUUGCCUUUGGUGUUGUGGAGACUGAGUGUAGAGACUCUUGGAGCUGGUUUAUGAGGUUGCUUCUUGAAGACAUAGGUUCUGAUAAUAGGUGUUGCUUCAUUUCUGAUCAGCAAAAGGGAUUGGUGAAUGUAUUUGAGGAAGACUAUCCUGAAUUUGAGCACAGGUUUUGCUUAAGACAUUUGUAUGCUAACUUCAAGAAGAAGUUUGGGGGUGGUACACUCUAUAGAGAUCUAAUAAUGGCUGCAGCAAAGGCAACCUAUUUUGAAGACCAUGAGGCUAAGAUGAAUCAAAUUAAAGAGGCAAAUCCAGAUGCCUAUGAAUGGAUGAAUGCUAUUCCCAAGAAUAAGUGGUGUAAGCAUGCCUUUCCCUUCUACUCUAAGUGUGAUGUUCUUAUGAACAACCUAAGUGAAUCUUUUAAUGCUACUAUUUUGAUGCAAAGGGAUAAACCUAUACUAACCAUGUUUGAAUGGAUUAGGAACUAUCUAAUGGGUAGGUUUGCCACUCUUAGGGAGAAGGUAGAGAAUUACAAAGGAGUGAUUAUGUCUAAGCCACUUAGAAGGUUAGAUAGGGAGAUAGAAAAAAGUGCUAGUUGGCUGCCCACUUAUGCAGGUAGAUUAACAUUUCAGGUUACUCAUGUAAUGUUCACAGAUAGUUUUGUUGUUGACUUGGCAAAACAUACAUGUUCUUGUAAUUUUUGGGACUUGGUAGGGAUCCCAUGUAGACAUGCUGUUGCAGCCAUUCAUAGGAAGGUAGAUAACCCCAUUAACUAUGUACACAAGUGUUAUCAUAAGUCUACCUAUGUAACAUGUUACAAUGAAGUUAUCAGUCCUAUUAAUGGCCAAAACAAAUGGCCAAAGACCACUGACCCUGAAAUCUUGCCACCUAGUUAUAAGAGAGGCCCUGGCAGACCAAAGAAAUUGAGAAGAAGAGAAGCUGAUGAAGAAAGUCAAACAAGGUGGCAAAGGACUAACACAAGUCAUAGGUGCAAGAUUUGCUUUGAAUAUGGACAUAACAAAAGGACUUGUAAGAAAAACAAACAGCUAGCAGUUAUUGUUGGUGAAGUACCAAGAGAUGUACCAAGAGAUGUAUCAAGUGAUGUACCAACAGAUGUACCAACAGGUGUUGCACCCACCCAAGGAAGCCAAACACCUAAUGUGGGAACUUCUGGAGUCAAAAAAAGGGCUUCUGUGCAAAUAGGAGGGAAAUCAAAGAAGUCAAAGUCUACUGCAAAUGUAACAGGGAAAUCAAAGAAGUCAAAGUCUACUGCAAAUGUAGGAGGGAAAUCAAAGAAGUCAAAGGCUUCUGUGCAAACUAAUGAUGUGCCACAACAUGAAGCUGUAAGUGAGAAUCAGGCUGAAGAUGUGCAAGCUGGAGAUGUGCCUCAUAGCAAUGAGAAUCAAGCUGAAGAUGUGCCUCAUAGCAAUGAGAAUCAAGCUGAAGGUGUGCAAAUUAAUGAUGUGCAAUCUAAUGAUGUGCCUGCUAAUGAUGUGCCUGCUAAUGAUGUGCCUGCUACCAAUGAAGCUGUAAGUGAGAAUCAAGCAAAUGGUGUGCCUCAUACCAAUGAAGAUGUGCCUGCUAAUGAUGUGCCUCAUACCAAUGAAGAUGUGCCUCAUUCACAAAACACUGUCAGUUCAGCUGAGGCAAUGAAAAGGUAUUGUGGAAUUGAUCCUGAUGAAUUGGAGGCCUUGUUAGAUGAUGAGGAAAUACUUGACAUUGCACCAUUGAGAAUUGAUACUAGUCCUGUCAAGAGUAAAAGACCUGGUCCCAAGACCUUUAUUGGGAAAUGCCCCAAGGUUCCAAAAACUGUCAAACCAUCCAUUGCUCCAAAGGUGUCCAAAGCUGCCAACAAGCCAACUAUGUCAACUAUGAGUGACCCUGUAAAGGUAAUGAUAUCACCAAGGAAAAAGUCCAAUCUUGCUGCAUCUCCAAUUAGAAAGAGUGAUAGGCUAAGGACUUUGAAGGCAAAAAAUAUACCGGGGCCUGGAAGGGAUCAAAAUGAUCCACUUGAAAUUCCUGAUGAAGACACUACUGUGAGCAGUGCUAGUGGGAGCAAGCCAUGGGCUGACAUCCAAAAGAGCAUGACUCAGUGAUCCAUAAUUGUCCUACUGUUUUGUUAUUUACUUUGAAACAUUUGUGUGAUGUAUGAUGAACCAC